GGAGAAAUGGAGCAGAAUCAGCUGGACCGAGAAACCUUCUCCUGUUCGAUCUGUCUGAGUCUAUUGAAGGAUCCAGUGACUACUUCCUGUGGACACAGCUACUGUAUUAAGUGUAUUAAAGCACACUGGGAUGGAGAGGAUCAGAGAGGAAUCCACAGCUGCCAUCAGUGCAAGGAGACAUUCAUACUGAGGCCUGCUCUGAAGAAAAACACCAUGUUAGCAGCUUUAGUGGAGCAGCUGAAGAAGACUGGACUCCAAGCUGCGCCUGCUGAUCUCUGGUAUGCUGAACCUGAAGAUGUGGCCUGUGAUGUCUGCAGUGGAAGAAAACUGAAAGCCAUCAAGUCCUGUUUAGCCUGUCCGGCCUCUUACUGUGAGGAGCACCUUCAGCCUCAUUAUGAUUCAGCUCCUUUAAAGAAACACAAGCUGGUGGAGCCCUCCAGGAACCUCCAGGAGAACAUCUGCUCUCAUCAUGAUGAGGUGAUGAAGAUGUUCUGUUGUACUGAUCAGAAGUGUAUUUGUUAUCUCUGCUCUGAAGAUGAACAUAAAGGCCACAACACAGUCCCAGCUGCAGCAGAAAGGACUAAGAGGCAGAGAGAGCUGGAGGUGAGACAAGAAAACAUCCAGCAGAGAAUCCAGGACAGAGAGAAAGAUGUGAAGCUGCUUCAACAGGAGCUGGAGGCCAUCAACCGCUCUGCUGUUAAAACAGUGGAGGACAGUGAGAAGGUCUUCAGGGAGCUAAUCCGUCUCAUCCAGAAAAGAAGAUCUGAGGUGAAGCAGCAGAUCAGAUCCCAGCAGGAAACUGAAGGGAGUCGAGUCAAAGAGCUUCAGGAGAAGCUGGAGCAGGAGAUCACUGAGCUGAAGAGGAAAGACGCUGAGCUGAAGCAGCUCUCAGACACAGAGGAUCACAACCAGUUUCUCCACAACUACCCCUCACUGUCAGCACUCGGUGAGUCUACCCACUCAUCCAGCAUCAAGACCCGUCCUCUGAGCUACUUUGAGGAUGUGGCAGCAGCUGUGAUGGAGCUCAGAGAUCAACUACAGGACAUCCUGAGAGACGCAUGGACAAACAUCUCAGUGAGACACACUGAGGUGGAUGUUUUACUGUCAGAACCAGAACCAAAGACUGGAGCAGGAUUUUUAAAAUAUUCAUGUGAAAUCACACUGGAUCCAAACACAGCAAACAGUUAUCUGGCACUAUCAGAGGGGAACAAGAAAGUGACAAAGAUGAAACGACCUCAGUCUUAUUCCAGUCACCCAGAUAGAUUCACUGAUUGUCUCCAGGUUCUGGGUAGAGAGAGUCUGACUGAACGUUGUUACUGGGAGGUGGAGUGGAGAGGGGAAAUUUUUGUAGCAGUCACAUACCAGAAUAUCAGCAGAUUAGGAAGUGCAGAUGAAUGUAGAUUUGGAUAUAAUAACAAAUCUUGGACAUUAGAUUGUUUCCAAAAUAGAUUUGGUCACAACAAUAUCUGGACCUCCAUCUCAGACCCAGUUUCAUCCAGAGUAGGAGUGUACCUGGAUCCCAGAGCAGGUAUUCUGUCCUUCUACAGCAUCUCUAAAACCAUGACUCUCCUCCACAGAGUCCAGACCACCUUCACUCAGCCGCUACACGCUGGACUUUGGGUUCUUGGUUCUGCUGAGUUUUGUAAACCGAAAUAGAAGGUUCAGUUUGUUUAAUUCAGAUUUUUAAAUCUCCGGCAGUUUUUUUCUUGAUUAUUGUUGCUUUACGUCUAAACUGCACAAAAAUCAAUAGUCAGAGAUUGUUAGAACCUUUUCCUCAUAUAUGUUCUUGUUCUGUUGAAUUUGUUAAUUUUUCAAUAUUUUUGUCUAAGCAGUCGAUCAGCACCAGAAUAGUUGCUUUUCCCUACUUACUGUUUAUAGCAGCGGACUUUGAACUCAUAAAAUGUCAAAUAAUGGAUAACUGGUACCAGUUUGUUGGCCGGGUUCUGGUUUGGAUUCAGGUAUCAAUUAAUGUAUCAAUAAUCUUUAUAUUUAUUGCUUAGUGUGGGGUCUUGUCAACACUGAUUGCAUGUUUUCAAUUUAAAAACUGUAUCUUUCUGUGCUUUUCAGUUUAAUGUGAUUGUUCUGCAAUAAAAGUAAAUUAAUUUUAA
Messenger RNA from Fundulus heteroclitus (mummichog), 2108 nucleotides. RefSeq names its product E3 ubiquitin/ISG15 ligase TRIM25. The record is from RefSeq and is a predicted model, not a curated record. The coding region runs from base 7 to 1656 and encodes 549 amino acids. The transcript has a single exon. Gene Ontology annotation, molecular function: zinc ion binding; protein binding. Lineage: Eukaryota; Metazoa; Chordata; Actinopteri; Cyprinodontiformes; Fundulidae.